Molecule: messenger RNA, 1746 nt
Organism: Owenia fusiformis
Lineage: Eukaryota; Metazoa; Annelida; Polychaeta; Sabellida; Oweniidae
Source: the annotation of a GenBank genome assembly
AUGUCUCAACUUUCCAUCUGCUAUGCUUACAGGAUUCCUGUGGUGAAGUUCUAUGGUAUGGGAGAAGAUGGUCUUUACUCAAUACAUAUUGUUGAUGGAUGUGUCAACAAGACAUCUGCAUUCAUAGAAAGAAUGAUGCCAGGAUGCAAGUUCCACUCUGUCCCCUGGAUGAAGGAUGAAUCUAUCCAGUUGCUUGGAUGUGCAGGGGGACCUCUACAUAGCAGGCAGCGUGACACUGCUGAUGAAGGUAUGCUUGAUGAUUUUGUGGUAAACCCAAGGGGGACAAUUGGGGGACUUGCUAAUCUGCUUGGUCGAAAUGAAAGAUACAAUGAGAGGCAAGGUGAGAUGUAUGUUCUCACAGCCAACCAUGUGGUUGAACAACUCAUUCCCAAUGUUGAAUAUAUUUCUUGGUCCAAUGAAGAUCAAAGUGACAAACAUGUGAUUGGUAGAGAGGUUCCAUACAAAAUACCAUUAAGAAUGGACAGUGAUAGUGAUGAAGAGGACAUUGAUGACUGGAAGGAUGCUACUUGCCAAAAAGAAGAUGAGAAAAUGUUAGAGAAAUGCGUAUAUCAUACAGUAAUGAAUGAUAAAGAUGAGGAAGAACAACAAUAUGAUAUUGCAUGUAUCAAAGUGGAUGAUCAACAUGAUCCUGCUUGCAGCAAAAUAAAUAAUGAACAGUUUGGGAACAUAAAACAUCAAUACAACGAUUGUAAUGGUUGUUGUAAUAAAGAAAGAUGGGUUUACACAGACCCCAGAGCUGGCUCAAAUGUAGUGAAGCUAGGACUGUCACUCAAUCAAGCAAAAGGCAAAAUUUUGCAAGUAGAUGCAGCAGGUGAAAUCAAAGUUGGCAAUAAAACUGCAUGGGUAGAGAACAUGGUAGCUAUCAGUUCAGAAACGCCAGAUUCUGACACUGCAUACACACAGCCAGGAGAUAGUGGAACCAUAGUAUGUGAUACAAGAACAGAAAAUUGGGGACAUUAUCUAUACUGUUUCAUGAUAUUUGCAGGAUGGGAUAAAGCAAAUAUAUACAAUGCAUGGAACAAACCAGUGUCUCUAGCAUUCUCGUUACCGGAUGCCCUAGAGAAAUUAGUUGAACAAGUCCCUGGAAAUGAUGACGAAUCAAAGAAGAAAUUUAAGUUGUCUUGCUGUAUGAGAGUAUUUGAACAAAUACAAGAGGAAGAAGAAGAAAAGCGUCAAAAGGAAAUAGCAGAGUGUCCAAAAGAGGGAGCAGAGUGUUUAAGUGGAGAAGUAGAAUGUUCAAAUCAAGAAGCAGAAUGUUCAAAUCAAGAAGUAGAAAGUUCUAAAGAAAAAGGAGAAUGUUCGAAAGAAGCAAACUGUUCAAAGCAAAAACCAGAAUGUUUGAAAGAAGAAGCAACAUGUUCAAAGGAAAAAGCAGAAUGUUCCAAAGAAGAAACAGAAUGUUCAAAUGAAGAAAAAGAAUGCCUAAAUGAAAAAGAAGAAUGUUCAAAAGAAGAAGCAACAUGUUCAAAGGAAGAAGCAACAUGUUCAAAGGAAGAAGCAACAUGUUCCAAAGAAGAAACAGAAUGCCUAAAUGAAAAAGAAGAAUGUUCAAAAGAAGAAGCAACAUAUUCAAAGGAAGAAGCAGAAUGUUCCAAAGAAGAAACAGAAUGCCUAAAUGAAAAAGAAGAAUGUUCAAAAGAAGAAGCAACAUGUUCAAAGCAAGAAGCAAAAUGUUCAAAAGAAGAAGAAUGUCCAAAGGAAACAGUAAAUCCAAAAGAAGAAUGA